This is a messenger RNA of Ailuropoda melanoleuca (giant panda), 2743 nucleotides long. RefSeq names its product testis expressed 55 (gene TEX55). The record is from RefSeq and is a predicted model, not a curated record. NCBI's taxonomy places the organism in Eukaryota, Metazoa, Chordata, Mammalia, Carnivora, Ursidae. The transcript is spliced from 4 exons. The coding region runs from base 436 to 1914 and encodes 492 amino acids. Gene Ontology annotation, cellular component: nucleus.
UUCCUCCGCUAACACUUGGGCGGCGAUUAGAGAGCAGCGGUACCUGAGCGAGCCCGGUGCACGCGCCCGCUCUGAACCUCCACAGGAAAAGGCAGCGGGUACAGCUCUGGGCCACCGACUCACAGAGCCAGGAGCCCAGUGGCUGGGCGGUGGCGACCACCGCGUGUGGCCAUCACCGCUUCUCCCUAGAAGGGCGCUCGCCCUGCGCUUGCGUCCACACUGAGCGUCAUCCGACUGGGCACUUCUGGCGGCACCCAGAGCUCGAGGCAGCCCUAACCCGGGCAGGGGGGGCGCCCGAGCACCCGGAAGAGCCGGCGCACUGAGGCCCGAACAAAGCGUGCACGCGGCCACGUCGCCCACCCUGUGAAGGUCACCUAGGAGACCAGGCCGGCCCCACCCGCGGCGUCUGGCAACCUAGAUCAGCCAGGGCAGAAAAUGGAAGAGUCUCCCAACGAGGCUCCCGCCGGAUCCUUGGCGCCUGAAAGCACAGCCAAGUCCCCAGAUGACAGCCACACAGAUGGCCAGGAAGACACCUGGAAGGACCAGGAUGAAGAAGAGGUAGAUGACCAGACUGAUCCCAGAACAGCUGAGCAGGCCGCGCAAGGAAUGUCUGGACAGACUGACCACAAAGGCUCUGAACCCACUGGGCGCCAAACAUCUGAUCGCGCCGAUCUCAGAGCAUCCGACCACGCCAGUGUUGCUCAGGGUAGUGCAUCUGAUCACGAUGACCAACGAACGUAUCAACAGACAGACAGCAGGACAUCUAGCCGAGCCAAUCAUGUACAGUCUGAACAGACUGACAGCGAGAUGUUUCUUCCACGUGAACAGAGAACUUCUGAACAGAUUGGAAGCAGAAGGUCCAGCCAGGCUGAAGGCAGAGAUUAUGGGCAGAUGGACCACAGAUUGUCCAGCCCUACCGAGGAAAGAGCUUAUGAGCAGAGUAACAGGAGAUUGUCCAGCCAGUCGGACCAAAGACCUUCUGAACAGAUUGGCCGUAGAUUGUCUGUCUCAUCUGAACAAGGAGCCUCUGAACAGAUGGGUCGCCGAAUGUCCAGCCAGGCGGACAAAAGAGCUUCUGAACAGAUUGACAGCAGGUUGUCUGGCCUGGUUGAACGAAGAACUCCUGAAAAGACCGGUCACAGACCGGCUAACCAAGUUGACCCCAUAACACCUGUAAAGACUCACCAAGAAGUGUAUGAGGAAGCUGCUGGCAUAGCUGAACAGCAAGCCGCUGACCAAGCUGAGGGCACUGCUGAUCACCUUCCGGCCGACAAGCCUGACUACAGUGACCAGAUGGGCCACUUAAUGGACGAAGAGAAUUACUACAAAGACUACCUGGCUGACUAUGGAGCCCUUGACCAGUAUGAUGACAGACUGUUUGCCCAAUUUGGUGACAGUAAGAGGUACGAAGAGGCUGAACCUAGAAUAGAACCCUGCAAAUUUGAGACUGGAGACAUCGACAGUGACAACUCCCCAGCUUCAGCUGAAACUGAAAGUUCAACUGAUCUGCAAGCAUCUGACUCGUUUGGUGCCAGGUUCACCAGUAAUUUGCAAGCAAAAGACCAAGUCUAUUCCCAAAGAUUCCCUUGUAUCUCAUCCAAGUUGGACUAUAUCAUCAGUCGAGAAAAAACUGAAGCCAUAGAAACCAAGUCAGAUGAUAUUCCAGAGUACCAAGAAGGACGGAAAUCUUUUGGAUAUGAUCAAACUUAUAGGAGGCAGUUCCCUCCUAUUGUAUAUGAAGAUCCUUAUCAAGUUUCACUACGAUACAUGGAGAAGCACCACAUUCUACAAAUAUUCCAGCAGAUCACUGAAAACUUAGUCUAUGAAAAGCCGGAGGACCCCCUCAGUUUUAUGCUGUGCCAGGUACAGGAAAUGAUAGCAAACAGAGACAAAAGUGAAACCUACAAAGAAUGAAUUUCUCCUCAACAUUGUUUACAGCCCUCAGUAUCAACACUAUGUUCUGCCUCUCACUCUGAAAAAUGAUUUUUGAAUGGUCAUUGGUAGUGACUCUGCCUAAAUAUGUUCUUAAUUUUCAAGUAAAAAUCUAUAGGCUAUCUACUUCAAAAAUUCACAUGAUAGUUACAGUUACCUCUGGCUAAUCAUACCAAAUACAUAGGUGUUAUACUUCUCCAUGGCUUGGUAUUUCAGUACUCAUUCUUCCAAAGUACUGUACAAUAACAAGUUCACAAAUCUCAAGGAGGAUCAAGAAAAGAAUAUGAGUAGUUUAUACGUAGUUCUUAUAAGGCAUACAAAUCUAUCAUAUCUCCAAGCUAUUUAUAAAAUUUUCAAUCAGAAAAUAAUUUUUAACAGCCCAUUUUUUCCCCUUCUCUUAAUGGAAGAUGAUUGUUAUAAUCUCUUUUUUCUUGUCUUUUAAUACCUCCAACAUAUUUUUACUGUUUUUCUCUUUGACCCUGCCUGUUAUAUUCUGCCCUUAGUAGAUGGGAUUUAAUCUAAUCCUAGGAAUAGCUCUCCUCUGAUUUUUAACCUACAGCAAAAUUCAAACAUGUUAUACUACUAUGUACACAUCUGUGGGAGAGGCAGACUCAUGCUUCCUCAUUACCUUUAUCCCCUGAAGAGUAUCGACAUUGUAUGGACCGUGUAACCAGUGGAACUGGUAUUUAAAAGCAAAAAGCCUUAACAUGGUCUGUCUGGUAUGAGAGUAUCUGCCCAGCAAUCAUAACUGAGAUGAUCAUCCAAUAUUAUAUUUGUAAGCUGAACCUGUUGUUUAAUUUCUAUUUGAACA